Messenger RNA from Oldenlandia corymbosa var. corymbosa, 2268 nucleotides. Lineage: Eukaryota; Viridiplantae; Streptophyta; Magnoliopsida; Gentianales; Rubiaceae. The record is from the annotation of a GenBank genome assembly.
AUGGCGAUCGAGUCAAGUAUAGAUCUGGGAGCACCGGUUCGUGGAGGCGCGGGUAUACGCCGGUUUGAUGAUUCUUCUUCCAACGGUAAUGACUCUAUUAGUCCUGUUGAUGUGUAUAAUCUGAAUGAUGAAAUUAAUCCUUCUAUUAUGCUAGUAUCUGUUCAAUUGAAUGAUUAUAAUUACCGUAAUUGGACUCCUGGUACAUUAGAAUAUCUUAGGUGGAAACAAGUUGAUAGUAUAGUUAAGUCUUGGUUAAGUGCUGCAAUUUCCCUUGAUUUAAUGGAAGGUUUCUCUUAUGCAUCAAGUGCUAAACAACUCUGGGACGAUUUAGCUGAGAGAUAUGGUAAUGCAAAUGGUCCGAUGUUAUUACGGAUGAGAGAAGAACUGAUCAGUUUGAAACAUGGAGAUCAACCAUUAGUGAAGCAUUACAAUGCUCUGAAAAGACUCCGGGAUCAGUAUAAACAUUUUAGGCCUCUUUCUGAGAGUCCACCUGCAGUUGCUAAGAAAAAUCCUCUUCCUGUUAGCUCGCAGUUGUUUGGAAAUUCUACAUACUCUGUCACUUCUAACAACUAUUCUGCUGCUUCCAGCAUCACCUUCAACAGUAACUACCCAGCUGCUUCAAGUACUAAUGAUGCACUGAUAACAAAAGCACAGGUUGGCAAAUCAAAGAAGACUGAGACAAGUUAUGAAUAUGCUAAGAGGAAACUGGAAAAGGCUUCACUGUUUUGUACUUAUUUUCAGAGACCUGGGCAUGAUAAGGAAGGUUGUUUCAAGAUUAAAGGCUAUCCAGACUGGUGGAGCUUAGCAGAACUAUCAAAGGGAAAGCUCGUGUGGAUUCAGAUGAUGCUUUAUAGCGUGUCAACUUUGCACACUUUGGAGAGUUUGCAGCUCCUUGUUAAUGCUGAUUUCAGAAAUCAUCAGUCUGAAUCUUCGUCUUCUAAUCAUCAGUCUGAUUGUGCAGAUUCUUUUCCACCUGCACAAUCUUCUUCUUCCUCCGAUUUAGUUCCUCAUUCUGCGUCUACCUUACCAAUGCAUCAUUCUGUGGAUCCGAAUGAUGUUUUACUUCCUCCUUCAUCCAAUUCCUUACCUGUGGUUAGGCAUAGCACCAUGACCAAAACCAAACCUGCCUGGCUACAAGACUAUGCUCAUCAUAUCAAUGAUCUCAACCCCGUUGCAGUGAUUUCCAACGAAAAAUUUAAUGGAGGAAAUGGACUAGAAAUCUUUGAAGUCGGCCCUUGCAAAGAUGCCAAAACAAUGGGUUUCUUGAUUGGCCAGAGAUUCUCUUCCCUGAUCCAAAGCAGGCUCGCCACUGACCUUAUCCUCCAAAACCAGCUCCGCCCAUUUUCUGAAACUCCUCAAGGACAACAACUCAUUCAAUCUUUAUCUGAAAAUAACCGCAAAAGGUUUCCAGAUUACUGGGAUGAGCUCUUUGGAACAGCCCAAGGAAGUGGGGUGCCUUUUCUUGAUAUUUUACUGCUGAACUUCAGGAAGGAAAUUUUGCCAUUUGCUGGACCCAAGACGGAUGAAGAAUUGAAGGAUGAAAUUAGUGAUGAUUGCUCUGAUAUUCUUGUCGUCGGAGAUUCCAUGGCUAUUGCAGCUCACAAUGAAGAUGCAAAUGUCGCUUUGCUUGGUCACACGUAUCUGAUAAAGGGAACUCUCCGAAAUGGAUUGUGUUUCACUGCUUACACAUAUGCAGGAGAGCUCCCAAGCUGCGCCUUUGGAUUCAAUAGUCACGGCCUGGCUUUUACGCUGAACUCUGUACCACCAACUGCUGCUGAGAUUGUGGCCGGUGGGAUUGCCCGGAACUUUAUUUCCAGAGACUUGCUUGAAGCGAACAGCAUUGAUGAUGCCCUGAAGAGAAUUGGUUCAUCAGAGGUAUCUGUAGGUCAUAGUUACAACCUGAUUGACACACGGUCACGGAGAAUUUUGAACGUGGAAACUGCAUCAGGAAGUCGAAUCUCAAUACAUGAGGUCCUGGAAACGCCAUUUUUCCAUGCAAACAUGUACCUUCAUCUUCAGGUUCAGCAGAUGCAUGAUGAGAACUCAAUAAGCAGACAAAAAAGAGCAAGUUUUCUGCCAAAGGGAUCAAAGAGUGAAUUCCUUUCGGUUCUUGGAGACACGAAGCAUGAAAAAUAUCCUAUCUACAUGACAGGUCCCGUGCUCUACACACUCUGCACAGCUCUGUUUGAUUUAGAUGAAAAAACAGUAUCAAUCACAGAACGCAAUCCAAAGAACACAGAACCGUCCUUUGUUUUUGCUCUGACUUAA